AUGGGACUGUGGUCAUUUCUGAGUGUUAUGGCUUUCGUGUUGCUAUACUCAUCUCAUCCCAAGUUUGUGGCUCAAGCGGAAGUGAGUUCUCCAAAUGCAAGAUUGUAUCGCCUGGAGGUAACACUGCUGGAGGCACGUGCAAUCCGAAAAUCAACGGAGGUUAAAUUCGACAAUAGCGCAAAAGUUGUCAUCGCUUCUGAAUCGGAAGCAGCCGUUGCUUUGAACCCGAACAAUGGCGAGGAAGAAAGGAAAGAAACACAGAGCGGACUUGAAAACGGGGCGCUGAUCGGCAACAAUGUGACACCUAACUGUCACAAGCGUCUCAAAAUACCAGGUAAAAAGUGUGAUAACAUAUCCGAGGACGACCAAGGGGACUCUGCAGCGAAUCUACUGUUAGAAAACACAUUUCCUGAGAUAAAAAAGAGGGCAAAAAGGAGUGUGCGUUCAGCAUUCACCAACAAUGUGGAUCGGAGUACAAGUGGAGAAGCGCAGUCAAAAGAGAGGUUUGUGGAGACCGUCCAAGGUGUUUCCAACUCCAGACCCGAGUACCGGCGCACGGCGGAGGAAACCAAAGGGUCUAACCCGAGGCAAAGUGAGCCACACCUGGACACCUCUACUUUUGCUCUAUCGGGAGACUCGGCGCACAACCAGGCGAUGGUGCACUGGUCCGGACACAACAGCAGCGUGAUCCUGAUCUUGACUAAGCUGUAUGACUUCAACCUGGGCGCUGUCACUGAGAGCUCACUCUGGAGAUCUUCUGAUUAUGGAAGCACCUACACCAAACUCAACGACAAAGUGGGCUCAAGGACCGUUUUAAGUUACCUGUAUGUCUGCCCUACCAACAAACAGAAGAUAAUGAUGCUUAGCGACCCAGAGGUAGAGAGCGCUGUUCUCAUCAGUUCAGAUGAGGGUGCAAGCUUUGAGAAGCAUCCCAUCAACUUCAAUAUCCUGAGCCUGCUCUUCCACCCUGCACAGGAGAACUGGAUACUAGCUUAUAGUCAUGACAACAAGCUGUACAGUUCAAUGGACUUUGGGAGGAAAUGGCAGCUCAUUCACGACAACGUGAUGCCAGGCCGAUUCUACUGGGCGGUAAUGGGGCUGGACAGAGAAUCCGAUGUGGUCCACAUCGAGACGCGCAUCGCAAAAGGCCGCGCCCGGUAUGUGAAGUGCAGAGCCCAACGAUGCACAGAAGGAAAUAGAGUGUACCUCUUCCCUGGACAUGUCGACACCAACUCACUGGUUGUGCAGGAUGAAUACGUCUUCACACAGGUAACCAAGUCAGGACGAGCCAGCUACUUUGUCUCCUACAUGAGAGAAUCCUUCAAGCGGAUGAAAUUACCGAAAUAUUGUCUACCAAAGGACAUGCAUAUUAUCAGUACGGAUGAGAAGCAGGUAUUUGCUGCAGUGCAGGAGUGGAAUCAGAACAACACGUACAGUCUGUAUAUCUCAGACUCCCCCGGGGUCUACUUUACCCGUUCCCUAGAGAACCUGAGGACCAGCAGAGGACCCGGCGGUAACCUGCUGGUUGACUUCUUUAAGGUCGAGGGGAUAAACGGCAUGUAUCUCGCGAACAAACUGCUGGACGGUCACGUCAAGACGUUCAUCUCCUACGACAAGGGGCAGACGUGGGCCCUGUUGCCAGCUCCUGCCACUGAUGUGGCCGGAAAUAACCUUCACUGCAUUUUGCCAUUUUGUUCGCUGCAUCUUCAUCUGGAGAUGUCGGAGAAUCCAUACACGUCUGGACCCAUCACCAGCAAAAAGUCUGUGCCAGGAGUCAUUGUGGCUGCAGGGAAUAUCGGAACAGAGCUGUCCUCCUCUCACCUUGGGAUGUUUAUAACAUCUGAUGCAGGAAAUAGCUGGAGACAGAUUUUUGAAGAGGAGCACAACGUUUGGUUUCUUGACAAUGGAGGGGCGUUGCUUGCCGUCUUGCAUGCCGUAACGCCUAUUCGACACUUAUGGAUCAGUCUAGACGAAGGAAAGAAAUGGGACCGUCACAGUUUCUCGUUGGCCCCUCUGUAUGUGGAUGGAGUUUUAAUGGAGCCAGAGUCUGACAAUCAUAUUAUCACUUUCUUUGGACACUUCGGUCAUCGGUCAGAAUGGCAGCUGAUAAAGAUCGACUACAAAGGCCUCUUUAACAGGAGAUGCAUGGAUGGAGAUUAUCAAACAUGGCACCUGCACAACAAGGGAGAGCUGUGUGUGAUGGGCGAGAAGCAGCUAUUCAUGAAGCGGAGGCCAGGCAACCGGUGCAUGCUGGCCCAGGACUAUUCGAGGAUCUAUUCCUCAGAGCCGUGUCUCUGCACAUCCUAUGAUUUUGAAUGUGAUUAUGGAUGGGAACGCCAGGCGGACGGGAAGUGCUCUCCUGCUUUUUGGUUUAAUCCAAAUGGUGUGACUAAAAGCUGCAGCACCAGCCAAAGCUUUCUUAACAGCACAGGGUAUCGAAAGGUUUUGUCGAAUAACUGUAAGGAGGGAGGGAAGAACGUGUACUCGCCCAAGAGGCAGGCGUGUCGUCCCCGACCCCCGCGAGGCCUGCGGCUGUACACCAGUCAAGGAGAGCUCAGUGCCACUGUGGGAAGCAACGUUACUUUCAUGGUCUACCUCGAGGAUGGAGACUCGUUGAGGACCAGCAUCCAGCUCGACUUCGGGGACGGCAUUAAGAUCACAUACUCCAACCUGAGCAGGACCGACGACGGCAUCAACCAUGUCUACAGAACAACUGGGAUUUACAGAGUGACAGCUUCUGCUGAAAACAACCAGGGAUCUGACAGCAGCACACUGUUUUUACACAUCACUAGUCCAGUGGAGCGCGUAUAUCUCUCCGCUCCUAUUGUAGCCAUCAGGGGGAAGGAGGUUAAUCUGACUGCAGUGGUGUGGCCGAGUCACACCAGAACACUGACCUUCUUCUGGUGGUUUGACAACAGCUCCGAGCCCAUUAUAACCUUGGAAGGAAGCAUUUCAUACACAUUGCAGAGAGAGGGGGAAAACAAGGUCACGGUCCAGGUUGCUUCUGGGAGCAGCGUAAUGCAGGAUUCCAAAGUUAUAACCGUUAAAGAUUUCUUCAGGUCGCUGCUGUUGUCAUUCUCGCUAGCUCUUGAUGAGCACAAUCCUGACAUCCCAGAGUGGAGGGAGGACAUAGGUCGCGUGGUGCGGACAGCUCUGUCACAGGUUUCUGGGGUCCCUGAAUAUCAGCUUCUGGUGUCUCUGUAUCCUGGACUGCCAUCUACAGCAGAGCUCUUCAUCCUGCCCGAUGAACACACAUCAAGUGAGAACAAGAGGGGGAGUGAGGAGGCUCUGGAGAUGAUAUCAGAUACUUGUGUCACUGCCCUGAACCAAGGCCUGAUCCAGUUUGAGCUGAAAGCAGAUAUUCACAUUAUUGUGUACAUGACUCAGCAAACUUUGGCACCACUUGUGGAUUCAAACUCCAUCCACAGUGGGUCAGCCAUGCUGAUGCUGCUCACCGUGGUCUUCGUUGGUUUAGCAGCAUUCUUCAUCUACAAGUUCAAAAGGAAAAUCCCUUGGAUCCACGUUCAAGCUGUGGACAGUCAUGAGAAGGAACCGGAGGGGAUCAGUACAGUCGGUCAGAAUGACAACAUGUCAAAGGUCAAGCUCAGUGAGUUUCCCUCCCCGAAAGAGCUCAUGGAAAAGGAGCUGGAGGCCAGGAGGAGAGGAGGAAUUGGAAGAAAUAUGGAGAGAAUUGUUACAAGGGAAUUUCCAAACUGUACUAACGUCUAAGACUCUGUUACUGAGGAAGUACAGAGUGGUGUGGUACAAUUGUGCUAAAGCUGUUUGUUUUGUCGGCAUUGUUUUUCUUUUUAUAUACACAUUUCACUGUGAUAGCCGCUAUCGUUCAAAGUCAUGUUUUUAACCCACACGGGUAGAGUAAGUAUCUUUAUAAUACCGAGCCAGACUCCAGGGCCUCUAGUUUCAGGGCGGUGCAUUGCUGUAAUUGGCUGAUAAUGUUAAGCCAGCAGAAAAAAUCCAAUUAGCCUCGAGAUUCCGAGCUCGACAUCAACUCCUUCUAUUUUAUGAAUACUCAGCUGCCAUCGUGUACUUUUGAUGAAUGUUUCACUGCCUGGGACAUGUCAUCGUUUUUGCUAAUUGGGAGGAAAAUAGCAUUGGAAAAACAGAGUUGUUGAAAUAAUAUACCUCAGAAGCUAUAAGAAACAGUUAAAUAAGAGGAGUAUCAAUAAUGUAACGCUUCAGUACAAAAGACAUAGUGUAACGGCUUCAGCGUAUAUGUUUAGAUUUUUUAUAAAGUUAAUUUCGAUUCAGCAUUGAAUGACAGAGAACGAUCAUGACUCACUACAAGGACAGUUAUGCGUUUAAGGAAUAUCAUAAUACGGGGCUUAAAAUUAUGAACACAUUUAAUGGAAUAAAAAUUAGAUCUUAACGGUACUUUUUUUAUAAUCUUUCCCUUGAACAGAUAAUUUAACCUAGAAGGCAAUCAAAUUUCUCAAGUGUGACCUUUUUAUUUAGUUUUUAAAUUGUUCUCUUUUCCUUAUAUCCAGAAAAGAUCAUAUAACUGUUAGUUUUAGACAUAACACAUCUUACGCUGCCUCAAAAACACAGAAACAAAAUGUAUGGGUAAUUCUAUUCAUCGUUUUGUGUUUAAUUAGCACAUGAACUUUAUUCUGUAGAUAAAUAUUAAAUUCGCCGUCCUAUAACUAGAGGUCUUGACUUGUAAAUAUACACAAAUUAAUAUUCAUAAAAAAAUUAUCAAAAUCUGACUGUUGUGAAUGCGUAUAAGAAAGGAAUCUGUAGUUGGUUGUGCGUUGUAAGUUGACAUGGUGCUUUAAAUGACUCAUCACAUGAUGGCACACAAAGAAAACAUUUUGAACAUGAAUGUAUGGCCUUAGAAGUAGAGAUAUUGUAAACUUGUACAUAGAGAAAGAAGGAAUGUAAUGGUAUGUA
Messenger RNA from Pseudoliparis swirei, 4908 nucleotides. RefSeq names its product sortilin related VPS10 domain containing receptor 3b (gene sorcs3b). Gene Ontology annotation, cellular component: membrane. The record is from RefSeq and is a predicted model, not a curated record. The coding region runs from base 1 to 3729 and encodes 1242 amino acids. The transcript has 27 exons. Lineage: Eukaryota; Metazoa; Chordata; Actinopteri; Perciformes; Liparidae. Gene Ontology annotation, molecular function: protein binding.